AUCCUGACUAUAUUGCGAGCGUUGUUUCAUGCUUUUCUUACUCCUUAGGUCGAAGAAGUCUUGCCCGAAAAUCUUAAACUCUUUGCGUUUGACGAUCAACAUGACGAUGAGAAUGCAGGAGGAUGACCUUGCCUUCGUAUAGAGAAGAUUAAGUUUGGCCACUCACAAAUUUGUGUUCAGUUGCUAGUUGGUCACUUGUUGUAGUUCACCAUCCCAUAUUUCAGAAACAUCCGGCCACACCUGGAAGACAUACAAGACCUGUGAAAUAGAUGGCCGACUACUUUGAUGAGGAUGGGGCUCAUCACUGGGAGGAUGAGGAUGACCAUUACUUGGAGUUGGAGAGGUUCGACGUAGACGACGAACCUCGGUCCAGUUCGGAUGGCUCCAGCAGCGAUUGCUGUGAUGUCGUCCUCCCGUACGAGAGUGAGCAUCCCAACAAGUAUGUCCCUUGGGCCAUGAAGCAGUAUCCUCCGGAGGUCAUUGAGGCAUGGACCAUGCUUCAUAACUGCACGCUGUCCGGCAAUCAACAACCUGCUCCAGAGUUCUUGGACAAGUUGUCCAAAGAAGUACUGGACCAACCAAACCAUGAAGGGGAAACACUGCUGUACAUGGCUGCUUUCAGGGGACACCACCGGAUGGUUGCUACCUUGCUCAAUGCUGGAGCAAACCCUCACAAGGGAGAUGAGUUCUUUGACAUGACUCCACUCUUUGUAGCUGUUCAAAAUUGUCACAUUGAGUGCGUCAACAAGUUGCUUGAGCAUGUCCCUGUCAAUCAUGAGAACAACAGUGGUUUCACUGCCCUCUUCAAGGCAGCUCAGUUUGGACCUCACAAAGACAUGCUACGUUACCUCAGCCAACCUCCUCCGCAUCUACAGGAAAUAAUACGUAAAACAAGACCGCAGAAUGAAGUUAUCUUAGAUACUCUGCUUGAAAAAGGAGCCGAUGUAAACUUCACAUCCAAGGUUGGACUCACACCUCUGUUGGUGGCCACCAGGGAGAACAACGUGUAUGCGGUGCGGAGGUUACUGGAUUGUGGGGCCGAUCCUAUGGCUCUAUACAAGCAUCCUAUCUCAUCCAUGAAAUCACCCCUCUCUGCCCUCGAUAUGGCUGCCGAAGAUGAGAGCACAGAAUCAUUACAAGUCAUUCUAGAGAAGUGUAGUGAUAAUAAGACCUUAAUGUCAAGGAACAGUGCAAUGUGCUUAGCGGUUCGCAAGGGGAAUCUCCCCUGUGUUCAGGCGCUCAUUGAUGCAGGAUUUGAUGCUGACAUGGGUGUCAAGCUACCCCCAGCAGAACUUGAGCAGUUCCGAUCAUCGGAAGAUGCGCUUCCUAUCCUCACCUGCAUUGACAAGGUCAAUCUUGAACUAGCGAGGUAUCUCCUGUCAAAGGGGGCGUCACCGCUUUAUCACAAUCUUCCCAUCGCCGAGCCACUGGAUAGAUGCCCUCUCUACAAUGCCUUUCUAAAGAGCAGCGCACUCUUGGAGAUCCUCCUCGCUCACUGUGCCGACAUGAAAUCUUGCCCAUCUCUCAGAGACAUCCAUUUUCCUAUCAGAGAUGCCGCUGUGUGGGAGCGACCGCCGUCAUGCUUUGAAGUCAUAUUGCGGGCUGGAUUCAGGCUUGAUUUAGACUCUGUGAAUUUCAGUGAUAUUCAUCUGCAGGGAAGGACUAUUGAGGAUGUCGCUAGGAUUUGGUGGUUUUAUACAGACGAAAUUCCAAAGGAUGAACAUCUCAAUGCAAUUCUUGUUGACUUUAUUGAAAUGCCUCGGUCACUGGCUGACCUAUGUCGAGUGACAAUACGAAGGAGCAUCAGCUUUCCCAAACUGGCCAAGCCUUCGACGUCUGUGCGGCUCUUGCCAAUACCCCAACACUUGCAGGAUUACGUUGGACAUAUGUGAACGGAACGGAGACAGAUAGAAGCUCAAAAGUGCGGUGACAGGUGUCGUGGCGUGCAUCUGUAAUCCGAUCUGUGUGGGGAAGUUACAAAUCCAUGCAUGCCCUGGUUACGUCGUUCGGAUCUUGACGUUAAAGAUUGAUCCCAGACGUCCACAAUCAUAUCUGAUUGACACAUGUCUGACAAAACUCAAUUUCACAUACAGUGUGGUGAUGACUGAAGAUAUGUAAUCGAGUCUUCCUCAAUGAAUUCUAUUUGACAAAAUCCAGGAUUUCAUUUUGCUUAUCUUCUCCUUACAAUGUUGACUUGACGAAGGGCUGCACACUAUGAGAAUAAAGUUGAAAUAAAUUAUCACUGAAGCUUCAAUAAAUAGAAGAUAUUAGGCCAGCUAAUGUUAUUGUAACGCUUAAGGCAUCAAUAUUUUUCAGACAAGGUAUUUGCCAUGAAAUGCAACAAACCCAGACUCUAUCUCCAUAACCCAACUCCAGCUCACCAGAUCCCCCGGAAAACAUUGUAAAGAUGUCAUCUCUAACCAAGAGUUUUUUCCCAUCUCAGUAUUUCUAAUAUUUCUUAUUAGCCUUGGCUUGACAUCAUGUGUCAAUUAUUCGUAGGGAAUAGGAACAAUAAAUUGUUGUUUCAUGUAUUUACAGCUGCCGAUAAUGGAUAACUCAAAUAUGCAAUAUCUGCAACCUUACUUGGAAAAAAGACCUGAUUUCUUUUCUUCCAAAACUAUUCAUCUUAUUUGACUUAGCUUCUAUAGAGGCGAUUAAGAACCCAUUCUCAACCUUCGCCUUUCAAGUUGUUAUUUUUAAAGCUCUGCAUAAAGGUUUUGCCUGAUUUUAGGACCAACAAGCUUUUGAGGAAAUGAACGAGAUGAUCAAGUUUCAUUGACAUUGGAUAAAGUGUAUCUGUAUUUGUGACCUACCACCCCAAAACCACCGAUAAGUCACCAGGUAAGGCUCUCUGUAAAUAGCCAAAAUAGUAAUUUAGUCCCCCAAAACCCAAAAUUAAAAUAAUAGCACAUCUGAAAGAGCAAUUCUUCUUUCUACUGUAAAAUUUGAAGACUUGAUUUUCUUGGAUACUACUUCAUUACUGCGAUUGCACAGUAUACACAUCUCAUGAUUGAGUGAACUCCAAACUUUAACCCUUGUUUUCACCUUACUGUUAAGCUCUUGCUGAAUUUCCUCUGCAUUCAAUCAAGAACUUGUAAUGGUUGUUGUUGGUCAGUUUUAACACAUCAUAUAUCAUUUUAAAGCUUAGGAAAUAAAUGUUCAAGCUCAAUAAAAAUCUCAAUAUUCAUUAGGGUCGACUUAUCGUUGGUUUUGGGUCGCAGGUUACAUUUAUCAUCUUGAAAGAAGCAAUGUAAGAAUUUCUUUCAUGGUUGAUUUGAUUUGACUGCCUUCAAAAUAAUGUAAUAGCUUUGAUUGGUGUGGAGUUGGUUUUGUUUGUAGGACUAUCAUAAUAUUCUAUAUGGCUGAAUUCACAAUUUGAAAAAGAUUAGAUAUUGUAGACAUUUAGAGAUGAAACACCAGAUAUAUAGAAACUAUUGAUGAUAGAAAUGAAUUAAAAAAAAAGACUUUUAACUUCCAUCUAAUGGAUUAGAACAUUUGAAUUCACAUUCGAUUCUGUGCUUAUCAGUGCAAUAAGAUACAAGGAGCAUAUUUGCUGCCAUGCCAAGAUAUUUUUUAAAAAGAUGGAAAAAAUUUGUUUAUCUAACUUGUGCUUUAAAAGAACUUAUGUUAUACCUUGCUGGCAUGCAUAGAAAUAGGUGAAUGGUAUUUGAUAUCAAGUCUCAAAGAGACCAUUGAAUUCUUCAAACAUUUCAUUAUUAUUAUUAUUCCUGGAAAAUAUUAGUUUAAAGCUGUCACUAAUGUGUUAAUAAACAAGACAUUCAAGUAGUUAUGCCACUCUCCACCCAGGUGAUAAUUAGUAAUACAGGAAGGAUGCAUGAUGCUGCACAAGAUGGCACACAUGUGGGUGAUUCCAUACGUGUCGUAUGGGACAUUUUGUAAACAAUUUCUAGUCUCUCAGCUGAUUGCUUGAGCAAUGAAAAAUUAUUUUUGGUCAAUUAUAAAGUUAUAGUGGGUAGUCAUGUGAAAAACUGAUUACCAACAAAAAUUGGCUGAAUUAAGGGCGGAAAUGUUGUGUGUCGUACGGGACUCAGAAAUGUCCAGUACGACAUGCAACAUUUUCACAUCUAAUUCACCCAUGGACAGCAUAUUUUUGUUGGUUAUUUUUUUCAUAUGUCUAUCCAGUAGUACUCUAUUAUUACCACAAAACAAAUUGAAGUUCUUUGUUUGUUUGGACAGUAGGUUGAAAAUGUUACGAAAAUAUCUGAUUUUUCUAGCAUGGAAUCACCCAUCUCUGAAAUACUGCCGGUCUUGGUCCCUCUUCUCUGAUUAAUGUUUACAAACAUUUCCAUGAAAAAAAUAUUUGUUUUGCCAACCAUUUUUUAUGAGCUACCAGAGUCCUUGCAUCUGAUUGGCUCAGAGCAUUUUUUUGUGUGUGAAACACUCCCCUGGUAAUAUGGAACAAAUAUCUUUGUUACUUGAAAUAUUCAUAGCUGACAGUGUGUAAGUGCAUUGCUUUAUCUGGGAAUGUAUCUAAUCACAAGAGAGAGUGUGAACUUAUAAUUCAUUUAUGCAUUCUUGUAAAUCAAAGCUCAAAUAUAUCUUGCCAAGUUUGGUGAAUAAUCUUGCAAUGCUGGUGACUUUGCAAUAGGAAAAGUAGUCAAUAGCCACAUUGAUAUAACUUAAUGUAAAUGCUAGUGUAUUUCUUUUUGAAUUGUUUGAUAUGAAUUAUAUUUCAUGUUAGGGUAUGUGGGGGUAUGUGUGUGCUCAACUCUAUUAUCCAUCAUUAUUUUUAUUUUGAAAGUGAGAUUUGAUUGCUUAAGUGAGUGAUAACGAAAUUGGAUCAAACAUGGGAAAUUCCUGAGAGUUUCGUUUUGUGAUUCUCUUGUUUCUGACUUGCGAUUUAUCUGAAAAUUUUCAGGGUCCAUUGUCAAAAAAUUUGCUAAAGUAACGCUACUGUAAAUAUGUACCUUCAUUAGUGCUGGCACCAGUGUCUCGGUGUCUCUACUCAAACGGCAAAAAUUUAUCACUUUUACUUAUUUUCCAUUAGAUUUUUUAAACAUACAUAUGAAUGAGAUGUGUUAACCUAAAAGAAUUUUGUUCAAUGGCUCAUUAUUGGUAAUGCUGUUUCAAAACACAACCAGAAUCCAGUGUGUCCAUCUUAUUUGUACCUGAAACAAAUAGUUAUAUUCCACUGACUUGUUAUAAGCUACUGAAAUCCUCACAUCUAAUUGGCUCAGAACAAAUAGGUCAGUGGAAGUCACAAGAUUUUUUUUCCCUUUUCCUCGUUCAGAGGUAUUUUAUUCUUCAUAUUCCUUUGUCAUUUUAACAAUUUCUUUCGUAACACAGUGCGUAUAGAGUUACAUAACAAGUUGCAUAUAAACAUGUAAUAGACAACUGUUUAAAUAAUCUAAAUUGUAAUAAAAAUGAAAAUUUUCUGUAGGGUUAAAGCUCUUCGAACAUUUGAAUUAAGUGAACAUUUGAUUUAAAUCCCCAUUUUACAUAAAAAAGUAUCUCUUUCUUGAACUCAUACCAAAUUGAAUAUAUAUUAAAAGCUCUUCCUUGCACCUUAUACAUGACAUAGGAUUUGUAUAUUGCAUACUGUGCAAAUAUCAUAAACAAAUUAACUAACGUAAACUUGCGAUUGUGAAUUUUGUAUCCAAUGAACGUGGUUUCGUUAAUAGGAAUUGUGAUUUUAAACAUAAGUUGCAGAGAAUUCUUUAUCUUUAUCCAAAAAUCAGCAACAGGAUUACAUUCUAACAUAAUAUGAACAAAAGUUCAUCUACUUCACAGAACAUACAAGAUGUGUCAUUAGCUAAUUUCCAGCGACAUACAUUGAAUUUAAAGGGUAAUAAAUGAUGAAGCAUUUUCAAGUUGUAUUGUCGAAUCUUGUUAUACUUUAAAUACUUAAGUUUGAAAUUAAAACAUUUUGCCAUUCAAAAUUUACUGGUAAUCCUAAUUUGGAUUGCCAGUAUUGUAUAAUAUGUGGAUCAGAUUUUGGGGGGCUUACAAGUAAAACAUAAAAAUCUUUUGAUUUCAUAUUCUUUAAAUUUACAAUAUCUCCUCCACUGACAAGAUGAUAAACAUGAUCAGAU
Lytechinus variegatus (green sea urchin) is the source of this 6053-nucleotide messenger RNA. RefSeq names its product ankyrin repeat and SOCS box protein 2-like. The transcript is spliced from 7 exons. NCBI's taxonomy places the organism in Eukaryota, Metazoa, Echinodermata, Echinoidea, Temnopleuroida, Toxopneustidae. The record is from RefSeq and is a predicted model, not a curated record. Gene Ontology annotation, biological process: intracellular signal transduction. Gene Ontology annotation, molecular function: protein binding. Bases 270 to 1892 code for a protein of 540 amino acids.